Messenger RNA from Branchiostoma belcheri (Belcher's lancelet), 1345 nucleotides. RefSeq names its product phosphotriesterase-related protein-like. The transcript has 8 exons. The record is from RefSeq and is a predicted model, not a curated record. Bases 120 to 1226 code for a protein of 368 amino acids. Gene Ontology annotation, biological process: catabolic process. Lineage: Eukaryota; Metazoa; Chordata; Leptocardii; Amphioxiformes; Branchiostomatidae. Gene Ontology annotation, molecular function: hydrolase activity, acting on ester bonds; zinc ion binding.
AAGCAUUUUGGCAUGAACUGCUAGAGGGGGCUGCUGCACGGUGUACGCCACAGUAGUUUGCCUUGACCCUUCCGUGAACUGCAGUCGGUUGACGUGAACAACAUUGCUUAUGCAGCGCUAUGGAGUCAGUGGUCUACAGCAGACAACAGUUACAAGGCAAAGUACUAACAGUGACCGGGCCAGUCUCACCAGACAGCUUGGGGAAGACUUUGAUGCACGAGCACAUCAUAGUGGACUAUGCCAAGAACUUCGGGCUGCCUAAGGGUGAAUCUUCACGCGCGAGGGUAGGCGGGCUGUCAUUGGAUGAGCAGUUGAAGUUGUGGGAGGAGCCACUGUCAAUCAACAACAUUGGGCACUGCAGGGGGUACUUCAACCAGAACAAAGACAACAUGGUGUUGGACAACGAACAGAUGAUGAUGAGUGAAAUGGAACCCUACAAGAAAUUUGGAGGGGGAACCAUUGUUGAACAGUCUGUGUGUGGGAUGAACGGGGAUCCUGCAGCUCUCGCCAGAAUCAGCGAGGCUACAGGAGUGAAGAUUGUUCACGGCACUGGCUACUACCUGUCACGUGUCCACCCUCCGGACAUGGACAACAGAACAGUCCAACAGCUGACAGAGCAGUUCCUGCAGGAGAUUCUAGCAGGACACAAAUGUGGUGUGCAUGCCGGUAUCCUGGGGGAGCUGGGCUGUACGACCGUCCUGACAGAGAAUGAGGUGAAGGUGCUACAGGCUGCAGCUGCCACUCAGCAGCAGACAGGCGUGUCCAUCUCCAUCCACCCAGGUUAUAGCAAGGAGUCACCAGUUGAAGUUGCCCAGAUCCUUCGAUCCUCCGGUGCGGAUCUGUCACGAGUGGUGAUCAGUCAUGUGGAUCGGGGGAUCCUGACGGUGCCUGACAUGAUCGCCCUGGCCAAGCAGGGCUGUGUUCUGGAGUUUGACCAGUUUGGCUGGGGCUGUUCUUUCACUCAUGCUCUAUCCCACGGUAUUGACUAUCCCAGCGACUUUGAGCGCUGUAGGAUGAUCCGAGAACUAAGAGAUGCUGGCUUUAUCAAACAGGUUGUGCUGUCACAUGACAUUGCCUUUAAAACGCGGCUGCUGAGGUACGGAGGGGAGGGUUACUGUUACCUGCUGAAGAACAUCGUCCCGUACAUGCUGCAGAGAGGGCUGUCAGAGGAGGAUGUUGACACCAUGCUUGUACAGAAUCCCAAACGUUUACUGACUAUUGUCUAAACUGCCUCAUCUACAAUGUCUGUAGCUUUGUACACCCAGGUCUACUUUGGGUACACAAAAUUACAUAACACACAAUACACUAAUACUAGCAUUAUACAUUUAUAGGUACACAUCUACUA